Molecule: messenger RNA, 2589 nt
Organism: Venustampulla echinocandica
Lineage: Eukaryota; Fungi; Ascomycota; Leotiomycetes; Helotiales; Pleuroascaceae
Exons: 4
Coding region: 1-2589 (862 amino acids)
Source: RefSeq, a predicted model, not a curated record
AUGAGCGACAAGCGAAAAGAAAAGCAACACUUGAAGGAGCUCGGAAUAGUUUUCGUGACAGCCAUUCUGCCAGAUCAAUUUCCAAAGCACCUAUUCAAGACGUUUCAGAAAAUCAGAUCCUGUAGAAGAGUCGAUAUCUCUACCUUCCAUCCAAUCGGCCCAGGAGUACCGCUUGAACGAGCCGUCUGGAGGAAUGAAACGGCGAACCGUGCAAGGGAGAUCGUUGCAAUCGCGGCGGCUCUCAUAGAAGAUGCGACUACCGAGAUGGAAGUGCGCCUAAGAUUGGAGCAGAAAGUUCUUGCGCGUUUCAAUAUGACUAUUGAGUGCCCAUCUCUAGCCUGCAAGGGACGAUUAUGGAGAUCAGAAGUAGAAGCAGAGGUAGAGUUUCCAGGUCGCAUCGCCAAGAGUCUGGCAGAUCGGCGACCAGACCGUCGACCGUGUCAGUGUCUGCCGGGAGAGAGGUCAUCACACGUAAACAAAAUCUUCUCAAGCCGAGCAGACGAAAUGACCUCCUACGAUUCCUUAGAAAAUCAUUCUGAGGAAACCCCCAAGAGAAGACGGCCUGACCGCAUCCUCGGAUUUCAAGAAACGGCAAGCUUCUGUCGCAGACUUGAAAAACAUAAUCUUAUGGCUGGAUCUAGAGGAGCAGAAAACGAAACUGGCCUGGAGGCUAUAGGUGAAACGAUACAGAGCACUGUCUUGAAUCACAAGGGGAACUCUCUUCUCUUCCCAUUCCUGAUUAUCGAGGCAAAAUCAAAAAAGGGAGGGUCGUUCGAAGAUUGCAAUAUACAGACCGCCUUGCCAAUUUUGAAAACGUUGAAAAUACAGGAAGACUUGCAAAGGAAGUCUCAAAUGACCCUGGAGUAUGGGGGUCCUUUGGUCUGGUAUAUCGCAUAUAGAGGUGAAGACUGGCGUCUAUCGGGCUGCUAUACCUUGCAUAAGACUGGUGGGCCAUCAUACGAGAUUGUAACUCUUUGGACUGGUCAAUUGAACGACGUAGAAAGCACGCUUCAGCUACUUCUGAUCAUUGACUACAUAUUCGACUGGGCUCGCGAUAUAUACAAGCCUUCCUUGAUCUCUCAAUUAAAAAUCCUCGCAAACGAGCCUGCUGAGGAGGAUGAUCACACCCGCAAUGAUGACUUGAGCAGAAUCGACACGGACAGUGACAUUUUCUCACUUGCACGUCCAAAGCAGCCCAGGACUAUCGAGGAUUGGGGAGCCGCUCUUGAGGAUGAUGCAGAAGUGGUAACAGACGAAGAACUGAGUCUCAUGAAGUGGGCAAGUCACGAUACGGACUUUUGUGUUUUCCGCCCAGCGUGUAUCGUCCAGAACGUAUUUCGAUGCCUUUUCGUAACGAAAGAAAAUAUCGAUGCACUUUUCUCAUCUGUGCCCAAGCGAUGCACUGUUAAGCAGCUUGCUAGGCAGGCUCACAGUGUUCUGGGUUAUGGCACCACUUUGGUGUCAGAAGAUGUACUCGACAGGAUUGAAGAGGUCUGGACGAACAAAACUAGGCCGAAGAAAACUGGGCAUAUCUCGGAAACACGGCUUUUCGCAUCCAUCGUUUAUCACGCAGAUGUGACGUGGUCCUGGGAGCUGCAAAGAAUUAUCUAUUGUGUCGCAUUCGACGAGGAAGCGUUAAGUAAAGCUAAAGACUAUACUCAACAAAAAGGUCCCCCUCAUGCUUUCAAAUAUGCCAGAAGAAUUGGGAAGGGCAAUGCAGAAGCCUUGAUCAGUGCCUUAAAGAACCAGACUAUUCAAGAAAACCUCGCAUCGGCGUUGGCAUCAAAAAGACAGAAAUUACAUACAAGUGCUGGUACUUCAUCGUCAAAUUCUUGUCCUACCUUCGAGUUCGUUGAUGCCACUUACGCUCCGAACGGGUGGGGCGAAAAGAAGACAUACGAGGUAGUAGAUAGGGUAUAUGAUUGGUGUGAGAAGAAUUCAGAGGAGCCAUCGGAGUCAUUUCUUCGAGUCUCGCACCAAUGGAGCUCGCUGACUGGGAGUUCCACCGGUUCGACCGUUGCAUCAUACUUCCCAAAUUCUGAACCUGAAACUACAGAGCAGUCUGUUCUGGUAGCACGCGAAAUGUACUUCUCGAAUUCAUCUCUGUGUAUUUACGUCAUUCCAGGUCUCGCUGAGGAUACAGAGCAACAGCGACUGCGAAAGGCUUUACGGAAAGUAUCUGGACUCAAUGUACUGUACAUGGCCUCGCGGGGUAAAAAUAGCUCAAAUCGUUGGAAAGAUGUUUACAAGAAGUGGCGAACCACGGAUUCCGAAAGCUGCCGCAACCAAAUCAAGGCCCUUAACAAAUGGGUAGCCGCAAUGCCAAAUAAGGCCUCAGCUAGACUUCCUGUUGUAUCUUCAACUGCUAGGAAAGCUAAGCAAAAGCUUAUAGAACGCCCACCUCUUCUACAAGACACCCAGGCAUCACCUACAUCUUCUUCACGAUUGCCAACACCACCUUCUUCCACUUUACCCGUCGUCAUCAAGGCUGAAAGCAAUCUCAAGCGUCCUCGCGAAGUGGCCGACAUUAGCAAUGUUCUAACAAUCCAGAAGAAAGCCAAAAAAGAAAUCAUCAUCAUCGAUGAUUAG